Melitaea cinxia (Glanville fritillary) is the source of this 1103-nucleotide messenger RNA. Its product is annotated as transmembrane protease serine 11A-like. NCBI's taxonomy places the organism in Eukaryota, Metazoa, Arthropoda, Insecta, Lepidoptera, Nymphalidae. Gene Ontology annotation, biological process: proteolysis. The record is from RefSeq and is a predicted model, not a curated record. Gene Ontology annotation, molecular function: serine-type endopeptidase activity. The transcript is spliced from 10 exons. Bases 81 to 1079 code for a protein of 332 amino acids.
GUUCUAACUUGUUUCGUAUGUUGUGGGUAUAAAAUUGUGUUCUUAUCUUGGUAUAAACUUUUGUGAGGAUAAAAUCUAUAAUGUUGAGAAUAAUUGUAGUUUCAUAUCUUCUGGUGAACUCUGUAGCGGCAAUUACAGAUGGAGACGAGAUUUUAAAUAGCUUCUACAAUAAUAUAUCAUCAGCAACGACUAAUUCAAAAUGCGACAACGUCGUUGGUGAUGGGACUGGUUGCUAUGAAUGCUACCACUGCAAGGAAGAUGCGGUGGAGAAAUUGGUGAAAAGGAAGAGGGAUAAAACGGAAUUCCAGUUGUUUGACUCCACGUGCUCGACAGCGACCUCGAUAUGCUGUUUCUCACAAACACAGAAUAUUUUCAGGUCAAACAUGAACUGUGGUCGGAAUAACCCUGAAGGCCACCCUCGGAGGGUAAGAAAUAGCCUAAGAUCGGUGCUACCCGGAGAAUAUCCGUGGAGAGCUUGGAUAUACAGUAAUAAAAAUGGAAAUGUCCCGUUGUGCGCUGCCGUGUACAUCAGCUCUGACAAUCGAGCUCUGUUGACGCCUGCUUCAUGUGUCUACGGACAUCUGGCCGAAGACCUCCGCGUCAGCUUCACUAAAGACUUUGAAGAAUCUUAUGAUGUCAGGAAAGUUAUACCUCAUGCAUAUUACCUUAAAGAGACCCACUACUACGAUAUAGCGAUUGUGGCUUUGUCGUACGAAGUGACUUUACCUCGGUGGGUGAAACAAGUCUGCCUGCCUGAAGUUGCUGCCAACUACGCGACGCCCUGCAUCACUGUGUCAAGCGACGAUAACUAUUCGAAUGCCAUUAUACCUCAGCAGUCGAAUUGCGCGGUUGAUGGUGUACCCUUAGAUACGAGCUUCCUUUGCACGGUGUCACCAAUAAAUGACUACGACCCAGAGAUAGGAGGAGGCCUGAUGUGUCCUGAAGUGGUGGUUCACAACCUACAUCAUACGAUCUAUGGUAUCACUCUCUACAAGAGCGGUAAUUCCUCCAUCGCCGUACACACGAAUGUCACGUACUUUAAGGAUUGGAUACACAAGAAUUUAAGUGAUUUAUCGUAGAAUAAAAUAAAUUAAAUGUGUUUA